Molecule: messenger RNA, 975 nt
Organism: Trematosphaeria pertusa
Lineage: Eukaryota; Fungi; Ascomycota; Dothideomycetes; Pleosporales; Trematosphaeriaceae
Exons: 1
Coding region: 125-829 (234 amino acids)
Source: RefSeq, a predicted model, not a curated record
ACACACCACCGACAAUACCGCGACCUGGCGCGCACCGCUACGCAUUGCACUCAGCCUCCUCCUCACACUCGCAUCUACUCACUCCAAGACAGCGAGCAACUCCCCUCCGCUAAUCACCCCCUCAAUGUUCGGCAUCCUCCUAGCAUGCUUCGCCCUCGUCGCAGUCCCCAUCAUAGCAGUACAGUACCAACGCUUCAUCGCCUCCUGCCUGCCAUGCACCGAUUCUGAUGUGCUAUCUGAGCCAGAUGACACCGGACUCGACGGCGCGGGCGAGAAACCGCAAUCGCGAUCGGGUACCGACGAGAAGAUACAGAGAGGAGCGGGUGCGAGUGUAUCGAAGGAGGGGGGCAUGAGGACGACGAGGAAACCUUGGGAUCCGCCGUUUCCGAUGAGCGAGAACAGGAAGGGGAGUGGGUAUCUGGUGCUAGAGCCGAGUCCGCCAACGAGGAGGCAGGAGAAUGCGACAGAGGAGCAAAAGGAGGAGAUGGGAGAUGGUGAGGUUAGGCAGGAGAGUGUGCGUCUACCUGUCACUGCGCCGGGGAUCGAUCGUCCUCCGGUCGACGAGCUUCUAAGGAACCGUAGCUCCGCCAUGCCCAAAACUACUCCGACGGCAUCUUCCCGCCCAUCCGACUCCAGCUCCCGCCUCUCGCUCGUCCAAACAUUCAUUCUCAUCUUAGCCUUCCUGAUCUUCGUCUUCGCCUUCGCAAUUCUAGUCGCACACUGCCUAGCCUGGUUCGUGGUCUACAAAACUGAAGCGCGGUUAGGCGAAGCGAGGAAGGGAUUGCUGCGGGGCGGAGAUAUGCGUGUUUGCCUGUGUGCGCGGGGAUGAGUAAGGAUACGUCAGAAGAGACAGUGCUAAGGCUUGAAGUAAGCUGUGCGGAGACGAAGGAAUAUGCUUACAGCGGGAGAUUGGAUCGGGAGGAAGAAGAGAAGAAUUGGUAUCAUUACUCAAGCUGGACUAAAAACUUGGCGUAA